Molecule: messenger RNA, 1671 nt
Organism: Colletotrichum paranaense
Lineage: Eukaryota; Fungi; Ascomycota; Sordariomycetes; Glomerellales; Glomerellaceae
Exons: 1
Coding region: 1-1671 (556 amino acids)
Source: RefSeq, a predicted model, not a curated record
AUGCUCACACGAUACGGAGUCAUCUCAUGGCUCGCCCUGUCGACUAUGGCAGCCGCCAACCCUCCGCCAGCGCCUCCAGCCCAGCAGCAAUGCGAGCCCAAGACCGAGACGAUUGUACACACCGUCCACGAGACCGUUCAUGUUCCUACAACAAUUCACAAGACGGUACACGUCACGCUACCGGGAGAAGUGAAGACAGUCCACGUUUCCGUCCCGACGACGAUACACCAAAUCGAGACUAUCCACGAAAAGAUACCCGUACACGUCACGGUUCAUGUUCCGACAACAAUCAAAGAGACCGUACACAUUACUCAGCCCCCACAGGUGGUGAAGGAGACAAUACACAUCACAGAAACGAAGAAGGAGGUCCAAACUCUUCCUCCUCAGGUGGUCAAGGAGACCGUCCACAUCACUCAGCCUCCUCAAACUGUGAAGGAGACAAUCCAUGUUACCCUUCCCCCUCAGACAAUCCAUGUCACUCAGCCUCCUCAGGUGAUUAAAGAGACUGUUCACGUAACUCAACCUCCGCAGGUGGUGAAAGAGACGAUACACGUUACUUUACCUCCUCUGCCUCCUCAGACAAUCCACGUCACUCAGCCACCGCAAGUCAUCAGGGAGACGGUGCACAUCACUCAACCUCCUCAAAUCAUCAGAGAGACUCUUCCGCCUCAAGUCAUCAAGGAGACUUUGCCACCUCAGAUUGUCAAGGAAACCGUUCACGUCACUCUACCUCCUGUCCGGGAGACGGUCCAUGUCACCUUGCCUCCUCAAGUGGUCAAGGAGACUAUACAUAUCACCCAACCACCUCAGGUUAUCAAGGAGACGGUUCACGUCACGCAGCCUCCCCAGAUAAUCAAGGAGACUCUGCCGCCUCUGCCGCCUCAAAUAGUCAAAGAAACCGUACAUGUCACUUUGCCUCCAGUCAAGGAGACUGUACACGUUACCUUGCCUCCUCAGAUAAUCCACCAAACCUUGCCGCCUCAGGUCGUCAAGGAGACGGUACAUGUCACCCUUCCUCCGCAGGUGGUCAAGGAAACAGUUCAUGUCACUUUGCCUCCCCACGUUGUCAAGGAAACAAUCCACGUUACGCAGCCUCCUCACAUCAUCAAGGAGACGAUUCAUGUUCCUCAGCCUGCGCAGACGGUACACAUAACACAACCUCCCCAAGUCAUCCAUCAAACGGUCCAUGUCACCCAGACGGUCAGCCACUGCGCAACAACAAUCGCAGCGCCAGUCUUGGGCCACCAACCCUCCCCACCUCCGGCAGUGCAUCCCUCAGCGGCACCAGCAGUACCGCCGGUUCAUGAAGCUUCCCCGCCGGCCCACACCAUGGCUCUUCCGGUCCAUACACCUCCACCGGCCGCACACCAUGCCCCGGUAGCCCCGCCGGUUCACCAAGCGCCGCCAGCCGAGGCAAUGCCCGUUCAUACGCCUCCUGCUGAGGCCAUGCCGGUACACACACCUGCUGCUGCCCCUCUCGUUCACGAAGCCCCGGCAGUUGCUCCUCCAGCCCACAUGGCGCCUCCCACUGAGGCUGCGCCCCCUGCUCAUCAGGUCCCUCCCAUUGGGUUCACACCAAUCAACCCUCCAGCAGAGGCGCCAGCGGCACCAGUCGAACCAGUGGCUCCACCGGCACACCCUAUGAAAAUGAGAUUCAUGGCUCGGAGAUAA